Messenger RNA from Chaetomium fimeti, 1406 nucleotides. RefSeq lists its product as uncharacterized. Gene Ontology annotation, molecular function: gamma-glutamylcyclotransferase activity. The record is from RefSeq and is a predicted model, not a curated record. Bases 274 to 1149 code for a protein of 291 amino acids. NCBI's taxonomy places the organism in Eukaryota, Fungi, Ascomycota, Sordariomycetes, Sordariales, Chaetomiaceae. The transcript has a single exon.
ACUGCCUUCCCCUUCUGCGCUGCCUGUUUGCCUGUGCCUGUUCCUGUGCCUGUUUCACACAUCGCUCGACCCCACCUCCCAACACUUCUCAACGUGAGACAACUCCAACUUAUAAAGAGACCUGCAACAACCACCUCAAAUGAUAAACUGAAUACCACACUAAACUACCGGAGAACAUCGGCACAUCUCACUCAAACCCAACCAACACUCAACCGGGACAGCGACCCCCUAAACAACCCACCGCAAAACACCACAUCAAAACAACACCUCACCAUGGCAGCCAAACAAACCCUCUACUUCGCCUUCGGCAGCAACCUCUGGCAACACCAAAUGUCCCUCCGCUGCCCCAACUCUCCCUUCAUCGGCCUCGCCCGCCUGCGCGGCUACAAAUGGUUCAUCAACGCCCGCGGCUACGCCAACAUCGCCCCCGUCACCACCAACCCCACCCCCUCCCCCCAAGAAGACGACAACCAAAACCCCUACGCCAACGAAGUCUGGGGCCUAGUCUACACCCUCUCCCCGCCCGACGAGGCCCAGCUCGACCGCAACGAGGGCGUGCCCACCGCCUACCAGAAAGAGCUCGUCAGCGGCAUCGACUUCUGGCCUGCCUCCAACAAACCCAACACCACCCCCAACACCCCUGACGGCACCUCCAACUUCACCGCCCCUAUGGACAUGUCAGUGAAACCCACCCCCACCAAAAUGCUCGUCUACGUCGACCACCACCGCAACACGGGCGGGCACCGGCCGCGGGACGAGUAUGUGCGGCGCAUGAACAUGGGCAUCCGCGACGCGCUCAGGGAGGGGGUGCCACGGGGGUAUGUGGACGGGGUGGUGAGGGGGUAUAUCCCUGAGGAGGAAGAGUUGGGGUUUGGGGUGGGGUGUGAACUUGGGGGGGAGAUGGAAAAGGCUGUGAUGAGGCGGGCGGCGGGGUUGGAUCGGGAUGGGGAUGUGGCUGGGGAUGUGGAUGGUGCGGGUGUGGAUGGGGUGGAUGGGGUUAAGAAGGGGGGGGAGAUGGGGUUGGUGGCGGCGGCGGUGGCUGGGCCGGCUGGGUCAGGGGUUGUGUCCGCGCGGGAGGGGGAGGAGGGGGGGGAGGAGUUGCCGGAGAGGGCAAGUGAGGUUUGUUAUUUGAGGGAGCACGGGUUGUAGAGGUUGGGGGUGGGGGGUGGUUAGGUACAGCUAGCGAGAGGAAUGGUGGUUAAUAAGAGGGAUGGGUUCAUGGACUCCAACUAAACGAGCAGCGGUUCAGUUACGGGUAAAUAUGGAUAUCCACAAGGUGGUUUUGAAACCAUAUAGGUAUCGAUCAUCACUCUUUGAAAACCUUUUUGAUUGUCAAUGACUCAGAUUUCCGACAUUCCCUCCCCACAUGUUUCGGUAGUUCAAGUCACUCUUGAUGAAGCAUUCCG